CGGUGGGAAAAAUUCAUUCAUUAUAUCGGGAUGAUCGCACCUGUUGAGAGCCGUAGAAUUCAAGUUGAUCGCAAUUUGAACCAAAGUAAACCAGCGUUGCGAUUGAUUCGAUGCGGGCAGGCUCUUAGUAGCUGAUCUCGACAACAAUAUCCGAUCCACGAAGAUGACGAGGAAAAAGUGGGAAACGGAAGGACGGGGCUGGUGGUCAAACAAAUGCCGCAAUAUAUGUUCUUUUGAAACACAUGGAAGAAUAAAACAGAAUGGUAUGGAAUGCAUCAUCCUGAGUCAAAAUCUCUGCCCCCUAUCCAACGGAAAAUCUCCAAGAAACGUAUGCAAAGCUGCUGUCUUUGCUGUGCUGUGGCAUGCCAUCACUUUGACAUUGAAAAAGCGCGUGAAAGAGAAGAGAGGUAGAAGCAGAUUGAUUUCCAAACCAGGAAUGGACUUUUCUUCUCCGGAACAUAAAAGGAAACCUUAACCUCCCCAAAGGAGUAAAAUAUCCCCGAAGUGCACCCUAUUCAAAACGGAGAUUCCUGGAAACUUUCUCAUUUGGUUACCCCUAUCGGAUCAAAUUUCUGUGUUAUCUCACCUUAUCCACUUCAAAGAUCUUGUAGUGGCUUACUGGAUCCUGUCUUGUCCUCCGUGCACACUGGAGAGAGAAAAAUCGAUCGUUCUGAAGAACAAGAAGGACUGUGCUCGGGCGGUCCUAUUCAUACACAAGUAUCUCUGCUCGAGACAAAGUAACUGAUCAUGCAAUCGCCUGAUGGAGGUGGCGCUCGGACAAGGCCUAAGGGGAAGUAUGCAGCAAUGGUCGUUUGUUGGCUUCUCGGAAACGGAUGCCUCUUUUCUUGGAACAGUAUGCUUACAAUUGAAGACUACUAUGCUUACUUGUUCCCGGAUUACCACCCUUCAAGAGUUCUGACCCUCGUAUACCAACCUUUUGCCUUGAUUACACUUGCCAUUCUCGUGUACCAUGAAGCAAAAAUCAACACAAGACGCCGGAACUUGUUUGGAUACACCCUAUUCUUCAUAAGCUCUCUAUUGGUUUUAGUUUUGGAUUUAGCCACAUCUGGUAAAGGAGGGAUCGGAACUUUCAUCGGUAUAUGCGUAAUUAGUGCUGCUUUCGGAGUUGCAGAUGCUCAUGUUCAAGGAGGAAUGAUUGGAGAUCUUUCCUUCAUGCUAUCAGACUUUGUUCAGUCUUUCGCUGCUGGUUUGGCUGCUUCCGGGGCUCUCACCUCAGGAUUGAGGCUGAUCACAAGAGCAGCAUUUGAAGAUUCCAAGGACGGUCUCCGCAAGGGAGCAAUUCUGUUCUUUGCAAUAUCUUCAUUUUUCGAACUUCUCUGUGUCCUGCUCUAUGCUUUCGUGUUUCCCAAACUGCCGAUUGUGAAAUAUUAUCGCUCAAAGGCGGCCUCAGAGGGGUCUAAAACCGUCUCAGCUGACCUUGCUGCUGGUGGUAUCCAAGUCUUACAAGGUGCAGAGGCCGAGGAUGAAUCCAAACGGAUGAAGCGAUUGAGCAACAAGGAACUGUUGAUGCAAAACAUUGACUAUGCUCUCGACUUAUUCUGUAUCUAUGUUCUGACAUUAUCGAUAUUCCCUGGGUUUUUGUCUGAGGAUACGGGAUCUCACAGUCUUGGCUCAUGGUACGCACUCGUUCUGAUAUCAAUGUACAACGUAUGGGACUUAAUUGGGAGAUACGUUCCACUAAUAAAAUUCAUCAAGUUGGAGUCAAGAAAGGGGCUUAUGGUGGCGACCCUCUGCCGUUUCCUCCUCAUUCCCGCAUUCUAUUUCACAGCCAAGUAUGGAGACCAAGGGUGGAUGAUAAUGCUCACUUCAUUCCUGGGACUGAGUAACGGUUACCUAACUGUCUGCGUCCUCACUUCAGCGCCAAAGGGCUAUAAGGGGCCGGAGAAGAACGCGUUGGGGAACCUGCUCGUGCUGUUUCUCAUAGGGGGCUUGUUCGCAGGGGUGACACUGGAUUGGUUGUGGCUCAUAGGAAAGGGCUGGUGAGGUGAACUCGGUUGAGGAUCCGAAUGAUGGAAAAUACUGCAAGCAAACUGCAGAUCCAAUCCUCUGUUAUUUGUACAGCAUGUUUUGAACCUGAGAUUCAAAAAGGUCGCAUAUGAUUAGCGUCUUCUUGAAUUGUAUGAUUGCCCAGUCAAUGUUUGAUUAUCAUGAAUAUUAGGUGAGUGCCACUCAUCUAUGUGAGAGGAUAUGGUAACAUCCAAUCACGGUAGACGAGUAACAUUUAUCCAAAAUCUUUUUGAACUGGCCUCGUUUAUGUUUCUAUUAUUGAGAAAUGUGAUUGUUCUUUUA
This is a messenger RNA of Punica granatum (pomegranate), 2310 nucleotides long. The record is from RefSeq and is a predicted model, not a curated record. Lineage: Eukaryota; Viridiplantae; Streptophyta; Magnoliopsida; Myrtales; Lythraceae.